Molecule: messenger RNA, 471 nt
Organism: Staurois parvus
Lineage: Eukaryota; Metazoa; Chordata; Amphibia; Anura; Ranidae
Source: the annotation of a GenBank genome assembly
GCCUCCCAUUGCUUGCUGCCAGGCCCGUAAUCUGCCAUGGGCCCCUGUACCGCCUCCUCAUGCUGCUGCCAGGCCCGUAAUCUGCCAUGGGCCCCUGUACCGCCUCCUAAUGCUGCUGCCAGGUCCAGAGUGUGUCAUGGGUCCCCCUGUACGGCCUCCCAUUGCUGCUGUCUCCAUCGCCACACUCUGCCAUGUGCCACUUUCAGGUCUCCUCCACACUGCUGGUGGGUUCCAUUUUGGUCAUAGGGUGCUGUAACUGGCCUCACCCAUUGCUGCUGCCUCCACCGCCACACUGUGGCUCCACACUCUGGUUUUUGGCCCCGUGACUGCCCAAAUGAGUGAAGUGUGCGGUGAUUCUAAGAUGGACGGCACUCAUCUGCAUGUCAUACUGACUGACAGUAUUAUUUCUCUUCCCCAGCAGACUCCAAGGGCAUUUAAAUUAAAGGUACAGUGUUUUCUGCACUAAUAUGA